Miscanthus lutarioriparius is the source of this 264-nucleotide messenger RNA. Lineage: Eukaryota; Viridiplantae; Streptophyta; Magnoliopsida; Poales; Poaceae. The record is from the annotation of a GenBank genome assembly.
AUGGUGCGCCGGGUUGGAGCGGAGAACGGCGGUGGAGGCCGGCGCUCGGAGAGGAUAGAGACACGGCGCCGUGGAGGAGGAGUGGGAGCCGCGAAGGACCGGGAGAUGACGGCCGAGGUGCUCCCACCUCACACAAGCGCUCUCCAGUUUCAUGCAUCGAACACAGUCCAUUUCAUUGACAGUAGUCUGUUUGAACAAACUUCCAUGGCAUCAAGCAAGCAAGCAAGCAAAUUAAAUGAGGGGAGACAUGGAAAAAUGUUAUGA